Molecule: messenger RNA, 1289 nt
Organism: Dermatophagoides farinae (American house dust mite)
Lineage: Eukaryota; Metazoa; Arthropoda; Arachnida; Sarcoptiformes; Pyroglyphidae
Product: histone-lysine N-methyltransferase SMYD3
Cellular component (GO): nucleus
Molecular function (GO): protein binding
Source: RefSeq, a predicted model, not a curated record
UUUCCUUUUAUUGUUUGAAUGUAAUUUUUCUUCAGUGUUUUUUUUAUCUGAUAACGAAAAUGACAAGUAAUCGUGAUUAUAAAAUUGGUGAUAUAAUCAACGUGGAUACGCCAUUCGUACAUGUUUUGAAUCUAGAUCAAAAGAAUCAAUAUUGUGAUUAUUGUUUUUCAAAAUGUUUCGAACUGAAAAAAUGUAAUGAAUGUAAACAAAUGUAUUAUUGUGGCAAAACAUGUCAACGAAAAGAUUGGAAAAAACAUAAAUUGGAAUGUCGAAUUUUUAGAGAAAAUUUCCCUAUCAUCCAAAAAGAUUUGGAUCGUUUUUUAUUGCGGCUAUAUUUGUAUAUCGAAAACAAUCCUGAUUCGUUAUGUGAACGAAGAAAAUUUCAUGAUGAUAAUCCAGAUUCCAGUCGAUGUUUCACGGAUCUAAUGACACAUCGUCCACAAAUCGAAAUGGACGCUAUUCGAACCAAUGUUUUUCAAUCAUUAUUUGCAAGAUUUGAAUCGUUGAAUCAAAUCCAACUCAACCGUGAUAAAUUGUUUGAAUGUUUCUGCCGGCUAUGUAUCAAUUCAUUUACGAUAACAAAUUGUGAAUUGAAUGAAAUUGGAUCAGGCCUUUAUUUGGCUGAAUCCCAAAUGGAUCAUUCCUGCAUACCGAAUGCUGCACCUGUAUUCAAUGGUCAUCGUGUUGUAAUACGUGCUAUAAAAACAAUCAAAUCUGGCCAGCCGAUCACUAUCAAUUAUGUGGACAUGAAACAAUCGACAAAUAUUCGUCAGAAAAAAUUAGUUAAACAAUAUUAUUUCACCUGUAAAUGUAAUCAAUGUGAAUCGAAUGAUUCGAUCGAUUAUGAGAGACUUGGCCAUCUGAUCACCAAGAUGGAUGAUGCUAUCGAUACGAAUAACUGGAUCGAAGCCUAUGAAAUGGGUAUUAAAACAAUGCCCAUGUUUGAAAAAAUUUAUGGUGAUUGCCACCCAGAUCUAACCGUACAAAUGAUACGUAUGUUAAAAUUACAUUUACAAUUAAUACCAGAUAAUAAUGGUCAGAUUGAUGCGGAAAUUUCGAAAGAAAUCCAACAAGUGAAACAAGCAAUCGAACGUACAAAUCUUUAUGAUGAUGAACUUUAUAAAAUAUUUGUGUCAAUAAUCAACGAUAUUCAAUAACCAUUUGUUGCAUUCUUAUCGUCGUUUCUUUAAUAAUGAAAAUCAAAAAGGUAACUCAAUUCCAACCUUGUCACCUGGAAUUUGAUGUUGUUUCUAUUUUCAAAUUGAAAUAAAACAUAUCAAAACACUAAA